GUUCUUGACUUCCGUUUGACUUCCGUUUCUCACUUCCUGUACGGUGAACCGUUUCCUGCCACAGAGCCACGUUUUUUUUUACAGUGCACUGCAGUCAGAGCGAGGCAGGAGAGGGUUAACUUCUCUGAAGCUCUUGCCGCUGCUUUGUAUGAAACCUGUCUCCACUCGCCUCGCAUACCUCAGCCUCGAGGUGUCGGCUGGUUCUCUGAGCAGAAGCUUCACAUCUGUCACAGCCAUGUUUGUCUCCAGAUUUCUCUGCAGAGCGAGACACCGAAUCAACACAUGUGGUCCGGUGUGGUGUGUCGCCUCCAGGUUCAGCACUCAACCUCCAGCUAAAG
Trematomus bernacchii (emerald rockcod) is the source of this 338-nucleotide messenger RNA. Its product is annotated as calcium uniporter protein, mitochondrial-like. The record is from RefSeq and is a predicted model, not a curated record. Lineage: Eukaryota; Metazoa; Chordata; Actinopteri; Perciformes; Nototheniidae.